CCAAUGGCGCCGAGGUUGAGUUAACCGUACUUACGCCGUUAAAUUUGGCUAACUUAGUCCAUUAGCUGGUAUGCUAACGUGUGUGCUUUUAAAGCAACUUAUUCGAUGCAAGAAUGAGUUAGCCGAGGCUAGCUACAGUUCCUCAUUUCGGUCAAGUAGCACGGAAGCUAAUUAGCAACCGCGGUUAACGCCGCUGUGCAUUUAGCCGACUUACGACCGCUUCACAACUUUGGCUUCAACUUUCUAGCGGAGGAGUUGCCGCGAACGAACACAAAGCAAACACAUUACACCCAUCCCAGAACUUACCUGUUAUUUAAAAUCCCGUUCGUUUCUGUUCGUCUGCGUUAUGAUGUUGUAGUUUUACUAUCCAGCAGCCAAUCCCUUAGUCACUAGCUGCCGAGCUAACAAUUAGCUCGCCGCGUUAGCUAGCAUACGUUAGCCUGUAAGCGAAUAGUGAUUUGUUUUGAAGAGAGGGUCAGCCUGCGACAGCGAGCGGCUGCUUGCUAGCUUGCUCAAGUUAGCCGAGUCAAAUGUGCCCUUUUAAAAUCGCUCCAAAGACACUUAUCGAACCCUAUCGACUCCCCGGCACUGACAGAAACACUUGUUAUUUCAAAUAAAGCGUGUUCGAGUCGUACACGAACGCGGUUCUAAGUUUAGCAUGCAAAGCAGGAAAAACUCAGUCAUAUUUUUUCGAAUCAAAAUGGCGACAUGGGUUCGGGGACGCGCAGUCGUCGUGCGCGGGAACGUGCAUUGGACGGCGAACUGAGCAUUUUCGCGUUUUUCAUUAAGUUAACACUACAUAUCAGGUGUAUUGACGUAUGACAAUUUCACAAUGUGAGGAAAUAUUAAAAGUACGAGUAUGUGUGUAGUUUAUUUUAAGAUUAAAUCAUUAGUGACUAAGAUGUGCUUGUUUUUCUCUAAUCGCCAAAUUUGUUGACACAUACACUGCUGUCGGGCGACUAAAGUUGCAAGAAGCAUUUCUGCUCAACUCGAAUUGUGUACUUUGUAACGAAUUCUCAGUACUUAACAGAAAAGAGUGACGUUAGGUGUCCUCCCCUCCCUUCCUUCUUGUACCCUUCCGUCCUCCCCCUAAUAUCCCACAAUGCAUUGCACUUGCUCGCUUGGAUCAUGGACCAAAGCGACAAUGAUCUUCAAGGAAGCGACGGCUCUGGGAGUCUGGGUGGACCGGAUGUACGCAGACGCAUCCCCAUCAAGCUCAUAUCCAAGCAGCCCUUAAGGAUCAAGCCCCCACCCCGUGUCCAGAGACCCGGCAACAGGCCCCUGAAAAGCGAUGCUGCGGAAGAUGAUAACUUUGGCUUCAAACAAGAGGAUAGGUUUGAUUGUGGGAGUAAAGCUGGAGAUGUGUUUGCUGGCCAGAGGAGAUACCCACAGCCACUCGUGUGGGAUUAUAAGUUGAAUUUAAUCGGCGAAAGAGAUGAAGUCCCAAUCCACUUCUGUGACAAAUGUGGGCUUCCCAUCCAGCUGUACGGACGGAUGAUUCCCUGCAAACACGUGUUCUGCUACGACUGUGCUUUGCUGCAUGAGAAGAAAGGAGACAAGAUGUGUCCUGGUCUCAACCUGUACAGAUGCACGGACGCAGUGCAGCGUAUCGAGCAGUGCCAACGCGGCUCCCUCUACAUGUGCAGCAUCGUGUCGGGAUGCAAGCGCACCUACCUGUCCCAGCGCGACCUGCAGGCCCACGUCAACCAUCGCCACUUGAGGGCCGCCAAGUCCUCCUCCGGCCGCCAGGACCCCAUGCACAUGCCCCCUGGAUCCGACGUCCCCGAUAGGUUCCGCGUUCCUCCUCCCCAUAUGACCAAAAACCACAUUCACCUCCCCAACCCACUCCAGCAUGGUGGCCACGACCCCUACGGUCAGCCGCCGCCCCCUCACGACGGACCACCUCCCCCUCACGGCCCCGAGACGUACCGCAUCGCCACGGUGACGACACGCAAGCACAGCAAUCUCAUCACCGUGCCGAUCCAGGAUGACUCCAGGGAGCCGCUUCCGGGCCCAGGUCAGCCCCCCCAUCACCGGCCUGGGGACUAUCCCGGACAGCCGCCUGUCGUGUCCCACGCUCACCACAUGAUGGCGCCGCCCCAGCAGCACUUUGGGCCCCCGCCUCCGCCACCGCCACCCAUCAGCCACCCCAUGCAGCACCCGCCCCAGGUGUACAACCAGGCCCCGCCUCCACCAAUGUCCGCAGCCCCGCCUCCAAUCACCCCACCACCAGGGCACAUUAUGGGCCAAAUGCCCCCUUACAUGAACCACCCACCUCCGGGACCUCCACCACAACACAGCGGACCCCCAGUAAACGCCCCCCCACCCCAUCACUACAAUCCCAACUCCAUGCAGCAGUUCCCCGAAGACCAGGGCACCCUGAGCCCACCCUUUAACCAACCAGGUGGUCUCAGUCCUGGAAUGUGGCCCGCUCCCAGAGGGCCGCCGCCUCCUCGGAUGCAGGGGCCCCCUCCCGGGCCCGGACCACACCACCCAGAUCAAAGCCGCUACCGACCUUAUUAUCAGUAAAGUGAUCAUCGGCCAUCGAUCAUCGGUGUUCCACACCACUUGGAUGAAGAAAUGUGAUGCUCAACCUCAGGGUUACAGGAUGUAGACUUUUAUUCUGAUAAAACUGCCACGUGAGAGUGUGUGCUGCAUUUUAGUUACUUGGAAAACAUCCCAUCCCCUAUUUCAAAAAAAUAAAAUGCUUACCGUACAUUUUCUGGAUGUCAGCUGAGCUCGGUACUUUUGAAAGGUGUUUGAAUAAAUGUUUAGCAUUAAUAUUCCAAUAUUCCAUCUCAUCUUGAGCUUGAUAGAAAGGCCCAUGACGUAGGCUGUUUGUUUUUCAAAAGAGCAUUCCAAGAAAACAUUUCGGUGAAAUUACCUUUGGGAUAUAUCUGUUGACGAGAAAGUUUGUGUUGCAGCGGUUAUUUUAAUGUUGGCUUUUAAGUGAAUGUCAGGAAUAAACACGUGGUUAGCACUGAAAAAGCUCACCUGUUGUGAUCCUCUUAACCCGCAAACUUGGGCAUUGGGAAUAUAGUGGUCACUUCCCCCAACUUUGAACCAUUCCACUUUGAACAUCACUUUCGGAACACUGCGUAUUUUGUAUUUUUUCAAAUUCUAAAAAGAAAAUUAAGAUUUAUGAUAAAUGGAGCAUAAGAUUUAAGAUGAACAAACAUGGUUUGGUAUGAAGAUUUGAUGUAGUUGAAUUAAGGUGAAAAUUCCAACUACUGUACAGUAUAUAACAUAUAUAUGCACUAUACAGCAGGGGCGGGCGGCGCAUUUGGUACCUGGGCCUAUCUUCAGCACACAAUUCUUUCUGGCAGACACUGCAAAAAAAAAAAAGGAAAAGUAAAUAUUUUAAUGCCUGGUCAGGAUUUGAGCCAUAAUUACCGUCAAAGUUAGCAUUGGACUAUGCUGGCGCACUCUGCAAAAUGAAACACCACACCACAACAUAUAUAAGGUCGGAUUGCUGCAAUACCAACACUGUAUUGGCAAUAUAAGUCCCCUUAUAUUGGUAACUGUGUAAUGAGUAUAAAU
Molecule: messenger RNA, 3540 nt
Organism: Doryrhamphus excisus (bluestripe pipefish)
Lineage: Eukaryota; Metazoa; Chordata; Actinopteri; Syngnathiformes; Syngnathidae
Product: E3 ubiquitin-protein ligase Hakai-like
Biological process (GO): protein ubiquitination; regulation of cell adhesion
Molecular function (GO): ubiquitin protein ligase activity
Source: RefSeq, a predicted model, not a curated record